AUGUUGAAAUCUAGAUCCCAAGUACUUCUGAAAAGAGAAUUUAAAUAUAAUAAUGGAGCCCUUUGGAGUACACACAGAGUUCUAGGGUUGAAUUCCAGUGUAUCCAAUACCGUUAAGUUACCUUUAUCGUAUCAAUUUGUUCGUUUAAAUUCUACCAAAGAAAAUGAUUCCAAAUCUGUGAUUGCUAAACCUAAAGUGAAGAAACCAUUAUGGACAGUCAUAAAAGAAGGAGCAAGUCAUUACUGGGAUGGUACUAAGUUAUUAGGGUUUGAAAUUAAGAUAUCAUCGAGAUUACUGAUGAAAAUGUCAGCGGGUAAUACUCUAACCCGUAGAGAAAUGAUUCAAUUGAAAAGAACUACGCAAGAUGUAGUUAGAUUAGUACCGUUUGCUGCUUUUGUAUUGAUUCCAUUUGCUGAGUUGUUAUUACCUUUAGCAUUAAAGAUCUUCCCAAAUUUGUUACCAUCUACAUAUGAAUCUACUCAUUCCAAAGAAACAAAAUUAGCAAGUUUAAGAAAGACUAGAGAAUUAGUUACAAGUAUUAUUAAAGAUAAUAAAUCACAUUUUAAACCACAAGGUAUCUCAGAAGAACAAAAAAUGUUAUUCAAUAGAUUCUAUAAGCAUGUUAGAGCUACAGGUGAAAGUGAAUCUCGUAGUCAGUUGAUUGAAGUUGCCAGAUUAUUUAGUGAUGAUACUGUGUUGGAUAAUUUGAGUAGACCACAUUUGAUUGCGUUGGCUAAAUAUAUCAAUAUUCAACCUUUUGGGACGGAUGUUAUGCUUAGAUAUAGAAUCAGAUUUAAAUUAUUAGAUUUGAAAAAAGAUGAUUUUGCGUUGUAUUAUGAGGAUACAGAGCAACUAAAUUCCAACGAAUUACGUAGUGCUUGUGCCUCUAGAGGUAUUAGAAUUAAGGAUACCACAGAUGCAGCUUUGAGGAAAAAUUUAAAAUUAUGGUUGAAUAUGAGAAUCAAGGAUAAAAUUCCAUCGACGUUAAUGGUUCUGGCAACAUCAUACAAUUAUGGUGAUGCUUCCUCGAAGAAAUCCUUAUACGAUUCGUUGUGUGAUGUUUUGAGUGCUAUACCAGAUGAAUUAUACCAUGAGGUGAAAGUCAAUGUAGUUAAGGAAGACAAAGCCACAGCCAAACAGAAAUUGGUGCACUUGAAGGAGCAGGACGAGAUUAUGAAGGAAGAAGUCGAACAAGAAGAAGGUUCUAUUGUGAAAGUUAAGGAUAGUCUAAGUUUAGAUGCAAUUGAUAAAGUUCAAGAAGAAGCCACAGAAACAGUAAGGUCGAUGUUGGCUAAGGAUAAAGAAAUAAAGGAGAAGAAAUCAAGCAAAUAA
Maudiozyma barnettii is the source of this 1332-nucleotide messenger RNA. RefSeq names its product Ylh47p (gene YLH47). Gene Ontology annotation, molecular function: ribosome binding. Bases 1 to 1332 code for a protein of 443 amino acids. Gene Ontology annotation, cellular component: mitochondrial inner membrane. NCBI's taxonomy places the organism in Eukaryota, Fungi, Ascomycota, Saccharomycetes, Saccharomycetales, Saccharomycetaceae. Gene Ontology annotation, biological process: intracellular monoatomic cation homeostasis. The transcript has a single exon. The record is from RefSeq and is a predicted model, not a curated record.